CUCUUUGUAUCGAUUUGCCCCCUAUGAGGCCCCCAUUUGCCCCAAGAAACACAGACGACCUGAAUCUUUCUCUCUCAGUCGAUAUACUGCAACACCAUAAUGAAGACAGGUCUCUUUCUCUUGAUGCUGGGACUCCUCCUAGCUCACUCCCAGCAGGCACUUGGCACCUCCCAGCACCAACAGAAUGAUAUUAUUAUUGAUGGCAAGGAAACGACCAUUGGUUUGGCUUCUGCUUAUUAUCUGAGAGGACUAAUGACCACAUUGGAAAUAUUCAGCAAGAUCGUCAAAAUACUCAUCCCGGCGACCCCGGAUGAGGACAGUGAUUACUUCGACUUGAUCAGAGGAGAUGUUGAACAGGUGGUUGGUGAUUACAUUGAUCAACAUAACAUGGAUCAGCUGUUGAUCUAUAAGAGUGAUCUGGGAGUCUUGCUACAGAGAUACAUGGAAGCGCCGAAGGAAAGCUCUAGUUACCCCGACAAAAACACUGUUGCCAAUUCUCUCUCCACUUCCAUCAUUGCCAAUCGCUUUCUGGUGGAGGCAGGAGAGCGCCCGCAGUCCAUGAUCAUCCACUUUGCGGAUAUUGCUUCUAUCCACAUUUCAGUGCUCAAGGACGUGGCUGAGACAUAUAGUGAGAGCAAAGUUGUGUCUCAGUGGUGGGUCGACUUAAACGACCAAUUAGCUCACUAUAUAGACCAUGGCAGGAAGCUUCAAGACAAUAUGGUUGAUUGGAGAAAUGAUAUGAUGCUGUGUGAGUAUGAUGAAGGCAGAUACUAUGACACUUGGACGGUGACUGAUCAAGUGACUAAUAUUAAUGAUGUCUGCACCCAAGUUCACGAUACACACAGCUGUGAUAACCACUGCCAAGCUUAUCAGAUCAAUAUGAACAGGGAAGUGUCAGUGUUCAUCUGGCACUAUAUGGGCAAGAGUGUACGUGAAUGGGAAUUACUCAAGAUCAAGGCAGCUCAAUUGGCAGCCAGAGCACAAAGCUAAGAUGGUCAAGAUACCAGACGUCAGCCCCUCAUCUUGUGCCAUAGAGACGUCAGCAGUUGCCAUAAACACGUCAACAGUUGCCAUAGAUAGCGCCAUCAGUUGCCAUAGAUAGCGCCAUCAGUUGCCACAGAUAUCAUCAGUUGACCAUAAAAACGUCAUCAGUUGCCAUAAAGACAGAAGUCAUCAGUUGAGAUAAAGACACGUCAUCAGAUACCAUAAAUAUAAAAAAAUA
Messenger RNA from Homarus americanus (American lobster), 1222 nucleotides. RefSeq lists its product as uncharacterized. The transcript has 9 exons. Lineage: Eukaryota; Metazoa; Arthropoda; Malacostraca; Decapoda; Nephropidae. Gene Ontology annotation, molecular function: toxin activity. The record is from RefSeq and is a predicted model, not a curated record. Bases 100 to 990 code for a protein of 296 amino acids.